AGAGCAUCCACCUCUUCCUCUCCGUUACUCAUACUCUCUCCUCAACCCGCUUUCCCCACCUGGGACUUUGACACACUCCUCCUCCCCCCGCCAUCGCCAUGUCAAGUGCGAGGUCCAUUCCCCCAGAUGGCCGCACACCUUCUAGUCCCCCUAGACCCAUAUCGUCUGUCACAUCCCGUUCCGGCACCCCUCGACUGGGCCAGAUCCCUCCCCGUGGUAUAGCUUCUGGCUCCUUCCAACCUGCUCGAUCCGUCGGCCGUGACAGCGGACUCGAACGCACCGCGACCCCGCCCCCGCGCUCCGAUACUGAUCUCGGCGCAAAGGCCGCAGUCGCCUCGACAUCGCAGACAAAGUCGGCUCUCACUGCCGCCUUGGGUAAAUCAGAAGGCGGUAGAGAUGACGCCACCCCUGAACCAGCCAGCGGUUCUGCUACUCCCCUCCGCGCAGACGAGUCUGCCUUCUCCAACUUGGCGGAAGUUCCAGACGAGGAGAAGGCUCGCGUUCUCCGCCGUCACCUGGUGUCUGCCGAGGAACGUGGGGGAUCCAAGGUCGCUACCCCAGGCAACGAUGGCACUCCAGUCGACGGUAGCCAGGCAGGUGAUACUUCAGCGAUCGACGUGCAGGAAGACCCAUUCCCCAUCCCGUACGACGCGCCGGGAGGUGACGUGACCCACGACCUGUACAAAUGGCAGCAAGGUGCUAGACCGCGUCGUCCCAGCCGUGCUGCAUCGUUCUCGCAUGCGGAUCGCUCGGGUAUCAUUGACCCCGCUAUCACCCAGAUGAAGGAACCAGGUGGCUUCCGGCGCAACUUCCUAUCUACCCGUGCCCAAGAGCGGGGCGAGGACGAGCCGCCAAUGAUCCGCAACGUUGUUGACUUUCUUUUCCUUUACGGUCACUUCGCCGGUGAAGACUUGGACGAGGACGAGGAUGUUGACGACGAUGAUGAGCAUGCCGACGCGGAGGAAGGCCGAAGCCCUUCUUCUUCCCGCGCAGGCCCCGCGACCGAGCGCACCCCUCUUCUUCAGCGGAGCAUGAGCAAGUCUCGCAAGCGUUCCAAGAGUGUGCACAAUCAAGGAACGGCUAGUGUCACCCAGGCCGUGCUCAUGUUGCUCAAAGGCUUCGUGGGGACGGGCGUUCUUUUCAUGGGCAAGGCCUUUUUCAAUGGCGGCAUUCUGUUCUCGACCAUCGUGCUCCUAGCCAUUGCUGCCAUAUCAUUGUGGUCAUUCCUUCUGCUCGUCCAGACUUGGAUGAAGGUGCCGGGCUCCUUUGGAGACAUCGGAGGGCAGUUGUACGGUAACUGGCUUCGCAUCACUAUCCUGUUCUCGAUCACGGUUUCCCAAAUUGGCUUUGUGGCAGCCUACACCAUCUUCAUCGCGGAAAAUCUGAGGGCCUUCAUUCUCGCCGUGACAGAUUGCAAGACGGAUGUCUCCACUUCCACACUGAUCUUCGCCCAGCUUUUCUUGUUCCUCCCUCUCGCCAUGAUCCGCAACCUGGCCAAGCUCUCUGGCACCGCCCUCGUCGCCGAUGCCUUCAUCCUGGUGGGCCUAAUUUACAUCGCGUCCUGCGAGGUGGGCACCAUUGCCCACAACGGAGUGGCACCGGACGUACUUUUGUUCAACCGCGAUAGCUUCCCACUCCUCAUUGGAACGGCAGUGUUCGCGUUCGAAGGGAUCGGAUUGGUGAUCCCUAUCACAGAGACGAUGAAAGAGCCUCAGAAAUUCCCCCGUGCGCUCUCAGGAGUUAUGCUCUUCGUGGCCGUCCUCUUCUCUGCAUUCGGUAUUCUCGGAUACGCGGCGUAUGGCAGCGAUGUUCAGACAGUCGUCCUGGUCAACCUGCCCCAAGAUGAGAAGUUUGUCCAAGGCUCUCAGUUCCUGUACUCCAUCGCUAUCCUCCUUUCAAUCCCCCUGCAGCUGUUCCCAGCUGUUCGCAUUAUGGAAACUGGCCUCUUCUCCCGCAGCGGCAAACACAACCGCCGUGUCAAGUGGCAGAAGAAUGUCUUCCGUGCUGGAACGGUCCUGUUCUGCUCUCUCCUCUCGUGGGCUGGUUCGUCCGAGCUGGACAAGUUCGUCUCCUUGGUUGGCGCGUUUGCAUGUCUUCCUCUCUGCUUCAUCUACCCUCCAAUGCUGCAUUUGCGAGGUUGUGCCACGACACGGGCGGCCAAAGCCUUGGACUAUCUCCUUUUAGCCUUUGGCAUUGUCGUCGGCGCGUACUCUACGAUUCAGACACUGCGCAGUCUGUUCACACCUAGUUCCGGAGAUUCGCCGACGUUUGGCAAAUGUUAACCAGCUGCAGGUGUAGCAAGGCCAUGGCAUGCGCUCAUUCCGUCUAAUGUGCGACGGAUGCUAUUACAGCUAUUACAGCGUCAUGUUUUCUUCUCCCCAUCUACAACAAAGAGAGAGUGGGAUCAUUAGUGCAGGAGAUACGCCAACGCAUGGCUUGUGACGGUCGGACAGGUCUCAGAGAUGCUACCUGCACAACCAGGAUCGGAUUGUACAUAGCGUCGAGAUAGUUAGGUGAACGUGCAGUUGACUAUCAUGUGUGCAAGAACGCCCGACUGCUAGCU
Molecule: messenger RNA, 2563 nt
Organism: Cutaneotrichosporon oleaginosum
Lineage: Eukaryota; Fungi; Basidiomycota; Tremellomycetes; Trichosporonales; Trichosporonaceae
Biological process (GO): amino acid transmembrane transport
Cellular component (GO): vacuolar membrane
Molecular function (GO): L-amino acid transmembrane transporter activity
Source: RefSeq, a predicted model, not a curated record